GGUCGCUCCGCCAUCUUUGUCGGCAGCCCAUUGUUUGCUCUGAAGCUAAUAGCGGUGUCUAAGCAGUUCACGUUUCCUAUUAAUUGAGUCGAUCGUGUCACGGACAGCUGCCCACGACGCUCGUGGAUUUGCUCACCAGGUCGCGACUUGUUUUCGGCCGGCGCGUGAGGCAGAAUGGACGACGAGCAGCCCAAAACCCUGUAUGUGGGGAAUCUAUCCCGAGACGUGACGGAGGCCCUCAUCUUGGAGCUGUUUAGCCAGAUUGGACCAUGUAAAAGCUGUAAAAUGAUCGUAGAUACAGCAGGUCAUGAUCCGUACUGCUUUGUGGAAUUUUAUGACCACAGACAUGCCACUGCCACUAUUGCAGCCAUGAAUGGUCGUAAAAUCCUGGGUAAGGAGGUGAAGGUUAACUGGGCCACAACGCCAACAAGCCAAAAGAAGGACACGAGCAGCCAUUUCCAUGUUUUUGUUGGAGAUCUAAGUCCUGAAAUCACCACAGAUGACAUAAAAGCAGCGUUUGCUCCAUUUGGCAAAAUAUCGGACUGUCGAGUGGUGAAAGACAUGGCCACAGGUAAAUCUAAAGGUUACGGCUUCGUUUCCUUCUUCAACAAAUGGGAUGCAGAGAAUGCCAUUCAGCAGAUGGGAGGCCAGUGGCUAGGAGGAAGGCAGAUCAGAACCAACUGGGCCACGAGGAAGCCUGCUCCUAAAACUACCAAUGAAACAGCCAGCAGCAAGCAGUUGUCUUUUGACGAGGUUCUGAACCAGUCCAGCCCCAGUAACUGCACAGUUUACUGCGGGGGUGUUACAACGGGCCUCUCGGAGCAAAUUAUGAGACAGACCUUUUCACCUUUUGGACAAAUAAUGGAGAUCCGUGUUUUCCCAGAGAAAGGCUACUCGUUUGUGAGGUUCAACUCCCACGAGGCAGCAGCUCAUGCUAUAGUUUCUGUGAACGGCACGUCAAUAGAAGGCAACGUGGUGAAAUGUUACUGGGGCAAAGAGACCACAGACCUGGUCCAGGGCCCCGUCCAGCCCGUCCAGAUGGCGCAGCAGAACACGCUGAGCUUCGCAGCGCAGCCGUACAAUCAGUGGGGUCAGUGGUACAGCAACACACAACAGAUGGGGCAGUAUGUCCCCAACGGAUGGCAGGUCCCCAACUACGGUGUGUAUGGACAGACCUGGGAUCAGCAGGGCUACAAUCACGUGCACGCCGGAGCCGGCUGGACGGGUGUGGGCGCCGUCAGCAACGGAGGCCUAGUGGAGCCCGGGCCGGGUGUCAACGGGACCUUGCUCACCAACCAGGCAGGCAUGAGCUCUACGGGCUACCACACCCACUGAUGGCCAUCGCCCGAGGCCACGAGGAGCGUCUUCUGCAGGGGAAGGAGCGCACGAGAUGUGCUCGCUGCGUCACAAAAUGACCCUGUUAGUGAACUGGACCAGCGUGGUCCCCAGCCACUGCCCCACCUGCAAGUCUAAUGAAAACGAGUCACCUUUAACACGUUACAGCUACCGCUGAUGCACCGUGCAUCACUGGGCCCAUUGUUACUGUCCGCAAACGUAAUUUAACAUGAGUCCUGAUAGUUCUAGCACCAGAACCGGUCCAAAAUGAAACUGGAGCCAAAAUUUUCUACAAUAUUCAAGAACCGUACGGGGCCGCAGGGCAGUCAUCUCUUAGUCCAUGGUAUCGGCACACCGCCACAACACAAAGCUUUUUAUCUUCUCUCAUGGAGCCUGGCCAUCUUACUGUUGUGCCCACUGGUUGCUAUGGUAACCUGAGUCCAAGGAGUUCCUCAGAGCAUUGUCCAGUAAGUGCGAAACAUUACACCAGGAGGUUGAGGGGAGAGUGGGUACAACUGGAGAUGUCGACGCCCCGUCAUGUGUCAGACUGAACGAAUGAACCGUAAGGUGUGUGUGUGUGUGUGCACGUGCGUGUGUGUGCAUGAACUGAAGCUUUUCCUCGCCUCCUCCCCUGCCUCCAGAAGGACUUGGCCAUUAUUCUUUUGUUUUUGCUUCAUGACAGAAAAACAUGUUUGUUUAUUUUUAAAAACGCUGACGUCGUAAAAUCAGCUUUUGCCUUUUGUUGAUUUCAGCUGUGAGGAAAAAACCGAUCCAUCAAAUCGCGAUGUUCGCUCGCCAACCGUUGUUUUUUAAAUGAGUAUAAACGAUGGCAGGGAUCUUUUCUUCCAGGCAGACAGAUGUUGCACAGAUUCAUGCUCGUCAUUUCACUCAGUCUGAAAUUCUAGAUUUUGUUUUUGCAUUCCACUCUGUGAUUUGGUGUAAAUAGCUGAAACGUUGUGUUGCUCUGAAUCUGUAUAAAGACGUUCAUUAAGAAAGACGAGUUUCUCCUGGUGCUUUGAAGCAGAGGAGGACGAGCACCAGCCUUCAUCAUUUCUUCUGUUUUAAUCAAACUGCUUGUUAGUCGUGUUGCCUUAGCAGGAGUUCAA
Messenger RNA from Nematolebias whitei (Rio pearlfish), 2441 nucleotides. RefSeq names its product nucleolysin TIA-1. The transcript is spliced from 12 exons. Gene Ontology annotation, cellular component: cytosol. The record is from RefSeq and is a predicted model, not a curated record. Lineage: Eukaryota; Metazoa; Chordata; Actinopteri; Cyprinodontiformes; Rivulidae. Gene Ontology annotation, molecular function: mRNA binding. The coding region runs from base 175 to 1335 and encodes 386 amino acids.